UCUCCAUCCUUCCCCCACAGUCUCCCUCUCUCUCUCUCUAUAUAUAUAUUAUUUGUAUUUUAAUACUUAUCUUAAUUCUCCACUUUCAUCCCUUCCAUCGUCGACCACUCCAUCGAUAUAUACAAGCAGACAUUAUUUUUUUCAGGGGAAAAAAGUCCGAUGAAGUUUUCGAAGAGGUUGCGUAGUCUGAGCACCCAUAUAGAGGAGGUGCUUCCUGAAUGGGAAGGCAUGUUCUUGUCGUACAAAGAUCUGAAGAAGCAGCUCAAGGUGGUUUAUCCCAAAGAGGGUGAGACUAGCCGGCCCAAUAAACGGCAGAGGGUGGAUCAGGAAACGGAGGGUCAGGCUGGGGAUUCUUCGGCGGUGGCGCCGGUGGAUUUCGAGACCGUUUUGGCGGAGGAGGAGGCGCCGGAUGUGACGGAUUUCGAGACCCUAUUGGGGAAGGAGAUCGAAAAGUUUAAUGGUUUCUUCAUGGAUAAGGAGGAAGAGUAUGUUAUCAGAUUGAAGGUGCUGAAAGAAAGAGUGGCAGAUGCAAAUGAUUCGUGUGAAAAGCUGAUGAAAGUAGGUAGAGAGAUAGUAGAUCUUCAUGGAGAGAUGGUUUUGUUGGAGAAUUACAGUGCCCUUAACUAUACAGGGUUAGUUAAGAUUUUGAAGAAAUACGAUAAGUGUAGUGGCGCUCUCCUUCGCUUACCUUUCAUACAAAAGGUGCUCGAAGAGCCGUUCUUCAAUACUGAUGUACUCAAACAGCUAAUGCGGGAGUGUGAGACACUGCUGCGAGAUAACCUCAAGAAAGCCAUAACGGAGAAUAACGAGGAGAGGCCUCUCAAAGUCCCCGAGGAACUUGCUGAAAUAGAACACGUGGGGAAUAUGUACCUGAACCUUACGCACUCAGCGCUGCAGACCUUGGAGGAGAUCAGAAGCGGAAGCUCAACUGUGAGCGUGUUUUCUCUGCCACCUCUGCAUAGGACUGACAUGGACGAGGUUUGGAAGAAAUCUCAGGUCGUCGAACAAGCAGCGAAAUAGUCACCUCGUCCCCCCGAUUGGCAACUUGGGUUAUUACUUCUGCCCCCAUACAUGCUUUUCUGGAUAGGAUGUUUGCAAACAACAUUGCAGUACCCACAAGUGUAGGCUGCUUUUCUUUUCUUUUUUUUUUUUUUUCCCUUUUUUCGUAGCGAUUGUAAUCUGUAAUGCGUGUGUUUUUUUAAAGCUUCAUGUGGUUUUGAUACAAGUAUAAAGAAGAAUAUAUGGUUGCUUGUGCUAUCUUCCCUAUCUAGAUUGCUCAGGAUUGAGGCACAUCUUCUGAUUACUGUUUC
Molecule: messenger RNA, 1310 nt
Organism: Ipomoea triloba (trilobed morning glory)
Lineage: Eukaryota; Viridiplantae; Streptophyta; Magnoliopsida; Solanales; Convolvulaceae
Product: SPX domain-containing protein 1-like
Exons: 3
Coding region: 160-1020 (286 amino acids)
Biological process (GO): cellular response to phosphate starvation
Source: RefSeq, a predicted model, not a curated record